ACAAAUAGUAUUGUCAGCAUGUGGUAAAUAGUAUGGUUAUAACAAACAAAACAAUAAGAUAACGAGGGGCCAACCAAUGGCUAUUACUCAGAAUUGAUUUGACGAUCCAGCGAAAUAGUUGACAAGUGAUAAACUCUGACCCGCGUAGUCGGGGUGUUCAUUCAUCGCAGGAAGUUCUCUAAAAUUGGAAAAAUGUGGUUAAAAUUUGUGAUUCUGUGCUUCGUGUUUACUUUUGGAAGCAGUGAAGAUGCUUCUCAUAUCGAAACGACGACGGUAUCCAAGCUUGCAGAGGGUGAAGAAAAAAUAAGUGAAUACAUACUUCAAGUGCUGGAGCAUUUCAAAAAACCAAACCCCGUCGGUCUACCCGGAGCUAAGAUACCAGAACCUUACCAUGUGCCAGAUAUGAAACAGUCUAUUUCACUGGGAACAAUGUAUUUCAAGAAUACAGCUGUAUAUGGUAUUAGCAAAUUUCGCAUUUUGCAUGUAGACGCCGAAAUGGGCGCUAUGGAGGUUCAUGCGGCGAUUGCAAUAGACAAACUGCAAGCACGCGGUAACUACACGAUGGCAACUUGGUUGAGCAAAGUGCAAGGUCCAUUCACAGUAGAUGUAACUGGAAUUAAAAUAACAGCUAAAGCGAAUCUUGGAGUAGAACGAGAUGGGAAAAUAAGAGCCCAAGAUAUCGUUAUCGAUAUUGGCUUUACAAAUAUUGCCAUGGACUUUCAAAAUGCAGGUUUCUUAGGUGGAAUGUUGCAGGGUGUUGUGAACUCAAUGGGAACGUUCCUGUUUGAUUCUAUCAAACCAUACAUUCUCAAGGAGGCAUACACUAAAGCGAGAGAAGAAAUAAACAAGAAGCUUGACGAAGUAGCGGGUGACAUGCAAUUCCCGAAUUCUAUAUCUCCUUUAGAUAUGGUUAUAGCUGACGCUAGGAAAAAGGUUAGAGAUCUACAAAUGGACCCCUAUAAAGUACAAGAUUAUAACACUACAGUCAGCAUUUUCACAGUCACUCUAUCUAACACGUGGGUCACAGGAAUAUCUUCGUUUCACAGAGUCGGUAAUAUCACUUUGAUGAUGGAAAAAAAUACUGCUAUAGCUGAUUUCGAAAUUGGUACGCAAAAAUUGGAAGGGACAACUCAUUGGGAUAUAUCAGCUAUAAGCGGCUUAAUGUCAAGAGCUGGUAGUGCAUCGUUUUCAGUGGAAUAUAUAAGUGGUAGGGUCAUAUUAGCACAGCCACUAGAUACAAGAGAAAAACCACAAUUCAGAGAUUUAGACCUCGAAGUUGGUAAUAUCCAAGUACGUUUUGAUGGAGCGGGUACUAUCGACUACGUUGUCGAAUUAGUAGUAAAUAUUCUGCCUAAUUUACUUCGUUAUCAAAUCAUGGACGCCUUAGAGACGCCUAUUAAAGAAAAGGUUCAGCAAGAACUGAACAAAAUCAAUGUUGAAGAAAUGAUUAAGCAGGAAUUACCAAAGGUAGAUCAAAUGCAAGAAGGAGGCGGUCUCAAAUUAUCAACUCUUAUAGCAACAGAGAGCAAAGAAGAACCUUAUGACGAAGAUGAAUUUUUUAACUUUUAGAUAGUAACAUAAAAAAAAGCUUUAAAUUUCCUAAGCAAUUUGAGAUUUAUAAAGAUUGCUAAUAAAAAGUUUUUAACUGUACAUAUUUUAAUCUCGAUCGUACAUUCAUAAAAAACACAAAUCGAAAGAACUAAAGUACUUAGCACCAGGAUUAAAAAUGUUCAGUUUCAUUCUGAAAUCGAUUUAAAAAGUUGAAUAUUUAUUAAUAAGGUACCUACUAUUAUGUGAUAUUAUAUUUGUCGUAUUUCCAUUA
Colias croceus (clouded yellow) is the source of this 1822-nucleotide messenger RNA. RefSeq lists its product as uncharacterized. The transcript has 3 exons. NCBI's taxonomy places the organism in Eukaryota, Metazoa, Arthropoda, Insecta, Lepidoptera, Pieridae. The coding region runs from base 193 to 1569 and encodes 458 amino acids. Gene Ontology annotation, molecular function: lipid binding. The record is from RefSeq and is a predicted model, not a curated record.